Drosophila kikkawai is the source of this 797-nucleotide messenger RNA. Its product is annotated as translation initiation factor IF-2. Gene Ontology annotation, molecular function: protein binding. NCBI's taxonomy places the organism in Eukaryota, Metazoa, Arthropoda, Insecta, Diptera, Drosophilidae. The record is from RefSeq and is a predicted model, not a curated record.
CUGUUGCACGUCAGUACAAUUUUAGAUCUCGGCCGAGCACGUUCAUCCGAAAUCGAUGCAAUCCGUACAGUUUUGGGAGUAGACGCGGACUCACUUUUGCCAAGCCUUGCACCCAGCCAAGCCAAAUCCCAAUUUCGUCGCCGUGCAGCAGAGGAUCAUGUACAUUUACCCGAGCUCCCCGGAAUCAGCAUCGUCCUUGCAGUCCGAAGAAAGUGCGGCCAUCAAGAUCCAGGCCGGAUUCCGAGGCUACCGCGUUCGCAAGCAGAUCCACCGCAAUAGCAAGUCAAACAGUAAUACCCGGAGAAACCAGCGCCAACGUCCCCAGAACAACGCCCUAAUGGAAAAUCAGGGAAACGCGUCUCGCCCCAGCAAUGCCACCAGCAACGAUCCCAAGGCAAACGGGGAAAAUGGUGGAAAAUCCGUGGAGGAUCGCUGCGCCACCAAGAUCCAAGCAGGAUUCCGGGGAUUCUUGGUCCGCAAAAAGCAGAAAAUCGCCACCGACGCUGCAGUGAAGAUCCAAGCUGGCUUUCGAGGAUUCAAGGCCCGAAAGGAGCUAAAACAAUGCGACCCCGUGGUGUAGUGGCUCUGGGCGUGUUGCACAACUCUGAUUUCUACUGUACAUACAAUUAUUAUGUGUAUUCAAAUAUUGCUGUUGCACAGCAAUACGUUAUACCUACCGCCUAGUUCAAUAUGUGUCGUGUAAAUAGUUUAAUAUCAUUAACGAUAGCUUCCAGAAGAAUAAAAUACUCUACUCAAGAAACCGCAAUCUUGAAAGACAACAUUAUCCAUUAACGUUA